UUAGUUACAUAGCUUUUGUGUGAUCUCCAACGUACAUUUUCCUGUUAUCUCCACCUGCCUUGCUUAUAUUUUACUAUCCCAAAUUUUCUGGUCUGAAUUUUGAAGAUGAAGAAGAUGAAUCGAAUUGGGCAGAUUGUGAAACUGAGACAAUUCGUGAAAAAAUGGAAGACCCGAGCUCAGGAUUCCCCCAGUACUACCGGCUGCAGCCUGUCGCCCAGGUCGAAACACUCGUCCUCCUUCUCAUACGACUCUGAGGAAGAAUGCUGCAGGCGACCGGCGGCGCCGCCACCAGACGUGCCAGAAGGUUAUUUGGCGGUGUAUGUGGGGCGAAAGGGAGAAGAUCGGACGCGAUUCAUUAUUCCCACAGCUUAUCUCACGCACCCAUUUUUUCGGAGUCUGCUGGAUAAGGCCGAGGAGGAGUUCGGAUUCGAUCACCAGGGGCGCGGACUUACAAUUCCCUGUGAGGUGAGCCUCUUUAAUCAGCUUUUGCGUGUGUUGGGGGGAGAUGAAAGCCUCAGGAUCCAUGAUCUUUUUGAGUUUUUUUCUAAUGAAAUGGACUGCGGUUCUCAGGCUAAAGCCUCGGAUUCGUUUCCCUUGUACAGUUUUGGGUUCAAGAAUUUAAUGUUGUGAGUUUUGGGUCUUGAUCAUUAUUGGUCCUCUCGUCCCAUAAAGCUGUGACCUUUUUUUGGUUUGAGUUGCUUUAAUGGAGAUGGCAUGUUUUGGGUACUUUGAUCAGAAAAAGGGUUUGUUUUUGGUGGGCUGUUGUAUAGAUCAGUGAAUUUGGGUAUAUGGCCAAUUGUUUCUGCAACGAUUGUGGAAAUAUGUGGUUUGGGGGUUAAUUGUUUGCUUGGGAAGAUGGGCUGCAUCGGAGGAAAGUGAGAAUACUGUAAAAAGUUUUCCGAUUUUGUAUUGUCUGUAAAUUGUAUAGAUAUUGGAUAUACAAUCUGAAUUUUCUUCUA
Molecule: messenger RNA, 959 nt
Organism: Cryptomeria japonica (Japanese cedar)
Lineage: Eukaryota; Viridiplantae; Streptophyta; Pinopsida; Cupressales; Cupressaceae
Product: auxin-responsive protein SAUR50
Exons: 1
Coding region: 106-630 (174 amino acids)
Biological process (GO): response to auxin
Source: RefSeq, a predicted model, not a curated record